Messenger RNA from Tupaia belangeri chinensis (Chinese tree shrew), 766 nucleotides. RefSeq names its product regulator of hemoglobinization and erythroid cell expansion (gene RHEX). The transcript has 5 exons. Bases 1 to 657 code for a protein of 218 amino acids. The record is from RefSeq and is a predicted model, not a curated record. Gene Ontology annotation, cellular component: plasma membrane. NCBI's taxonomy places the organism in Eukaryota, Metazoa, Chordata, Mammalia, Scandentia, Tupaiidae.
AUGAGAGACAUGAAGCUCUGGCAUGGCAUAGCGAUUGCAGCGGUGUCCCUUCUCCUCCAGACCUGUCUCCUCGCAGUCAUCAGCUACCUGCUCAGCAGGCACAUGGUCAGUCUGAUCCACCUUUUACCCAAGCUAUUUCUGGGUCCUAUCCCGACCCAGACCUUGAUAGACAACCUUGGCAAUGCGUGUGAGGAAGGUUUUGGGAGCUCCUCUGCCACCACUUCCUCUGUUGUGCUUCUCCUUCUUUCUCUGUGGGGCUCCGCACCACUUUUCCCACUCCUUCUCGCCUUGUUGGCUCUUCCCACCUUUGUCUCAUUCUCCCUCCUGUUGUCUCUAUUGUCUUUCAACCCCGCCCAGCUUUCUUUACCAGAGGAAUGGUUUCUUUUCUCCCCAGAUGACAGCGACACAUCCUCCGAUAGCUUGGACUACUCUAGCAGCAUGCCUCCCACCUGCCAGGCCACCAAGGAUGUGGAUUACACACAAGUGGCCUUUUUAUCCCCCAGAGGACUGAAAAACGUAUCUUCCCUGGACUAUGAGAACAUGACAGAGGCUACAGAUUAUGUCAAUGUCGACCCAAAAAGCCGCAAGCUCAAUCUCUGGACGUGCGUGAAUCCUGUUGUCUUCGAACCAGUGGAAUACUCUCAAGUAGCCAUGUGAAUUCCAGAUGUUUUAAUGGGACGCAGUUCUCUAUGGAGUCCUGAACUUUUUUGUUGCAUAAUUUCUUUCUUUUUUUCCUCCCUCCUACCUUCCUUCCUCUUUCUUUCUU